Molecule: messenger RNA, 1745 nt
Organism: Arabidopsis arenosa
Lineage: Eukaryota; Viridiplantae; Streptophyta; Magnoliopsida; Brassicales; Brassicaceae
Source: the annotation of a GenBank genome assembly
AAUUUAUACACGAAAAAACAGCUAAGUAAUAAUAAUAAUUAUAAUCAGAAACUGCUUUAAAACUUGUUCUUCUUUGACUAAAUUUCUUUCUUCUCUCAAGAACUCCUCUGUUUUGACUUGCAAGUAACCAAGAAUGCGACAAGACGAGAAUAAUUCCGAGGAAGAAUUCGUUGAGAUUGAUCCCACUGGUCGCUAUGGCCGGUAUAAAGAAGUUCUAGGCAAAGGAGCUUUCAAAGAAGUAUACAGAGCAUUUGACCAACUUGAAGGAAUCGAAGUGGCUUGGAACCAAGUUAAGUUAGAUGAUAAAUUCUGUAGCUCAGAGGAUUUAGAUCGUCUUUACUCUGAAGUUCACUUACUCAAAACCCUUAAACACAAAAGCAUCAUCAAAUUCUACACUUCUUGGAUUGAUCACCAACACAUGACCAUCAAUCUCAUUACGGAAGUCUUCACUUCCGGAAAUCUUAGACAGUACCGGAAGAAGCAUAAGUGUGUUGAUCUAAGAGCAUUGAAGAAAUGGUCAAGGCAGAUUUUAGAAGGGCUUGUUUAUCUACAUAGCCAUGAUCCUCCUGUGAUCCAUAGGGAUCUUAAAUGUGAUAACAUUUUCAUUAAUGGUAACCAAGGUGAGGUCAAAAUUGGAGAUCUCGGGCUAGCCGCGAUUCUACACCGGGCUCGCUCUGCUCAUAGCGUCAUCGGAACUCCUGAAUUUAUGGCGCCGGAACUCUAUGAAGAGGACUAUAAUGUACUUGUCGACAUAUAUGCGUUUGGAAUGUGUUUGCUUGAGCUGGUAACUUUCGAGUACCCGUAUUCCGAAUGCACAAAUGCUGCUCAGAUUUAUAGGAAAGUUACAUCGGGGAUCAAACCAGCCUCUCUUUUAAAUGUGACUGAUCCGCAAGUGAGGACAUUCAUAGAGAAGUGUAUCGCAAAGGUCUCACAACGCUUGUCAGCCAAGGAACUACUUGAUGAUCCUUUUCUGAAAUGCUACAAUGAAAAGACCGAAAUUGUCAACUCUCACAAAGAAAAUGGCUGCAACGGAAAUGGAACCGUGGAUAAACUCUCGGAUUCUGAGGUAGGAUUAUUAACCGUAGAAGGCCAACGUAAAGACCUCAACACAAUCUUCCUAAAACUACGUAUUACCGAUUCCAAAGGUCAAAUCCGCAAUAUCCACUUCCCAUUUAACAUAGAGACAGACACAUCUUUCUCAGUCGCCAUCGAAAUGGUAGAAGAAUUAGACUUAACCGAUGACCAAGACAUCUCAACAAUCGUUAAAAUGAUCGACACAGAGAUACAUUCACACAUCCCCGAUUGGACCCCUUCUCGUCUUAUCGGCGAUGAUUCAGCGAUGCACAAAUGUUUGUCUUCUCCAGAAACGCUGCAUUUUCAGGGAGAAAAUUCUGGUCCUCUCCUAAAGCUGGAGCUGGAGAUUCACGUUCACCGUUCGCGCCACGAUCUAAUUCUAAGCUGUCUUCAUCACCAAUCAAUCAAGACGUUGGAGUUAUAGUAGAGAAACUUGAGUCUUUGUUGAGGAAACAGAGAGAGGAGAUUGAAGAGAUGCAGAGAGAUCAAGAGCGUAUAGUUUCUGAGUUUUUGAAAGAGUUUCCUCCUGAGAUUUGUCAAGAGGCUUUGGUGAGAUUGCAAGUUAAAGAUUCUGAUAGCUUACCGUGUUAGUUCGUUUGUUACAUUACAUACUCAUCUUCAAGAUUAAUUUGGUUUGUAAUAUUAUGUCUUACUAAAGGUAAAUGUGGAAA